Messenger RNA from Paramuricea clavata, 1777 nucleotides. NCBI's taxonomy places the organism in Eukaryota, Metazoa, Cnidaria, Anthozoa, Malacalcyonacea, Plexauridae. The record is from the annotation of a GenBank genome assembly.
AUGGAGCGUGUACGACCAAAAGACGAUCCAUGCAUCUUCUGCUUCAAAAUAGUGUCAUCUGAAAAAGAGAAAAGAUACGUUACAACAGAAAAUUACACACAAUUAGGUUUAACGGAGGAUGAAUUCAUCACAACACGAGGCAAAAUAAUUUGUUCUGCGUGUAGAAUGUCGAGAAUACUUCCGAAAUACAAGAAUAAGUGUCCCACAUUAAAUUGCACUACGCCGAGAAGAAAAAUUAAAUUACGUGAAUUGCAUUUAUCCGACAAAGAGGAACUCAUCAUUGAAGAAAAAUUUCAAGUGUCAAAGAACGAAAAUGUAUGCCGGGCCUGCUCGUACAAAAUAUACAAAUACAUUACGACUAGCUUGAAAGUAGAAAAUAACGAUUACAUUCCAAAAGCUAUAAGCCAAAUGGAUUCUGUGAUCUGUACCUACAAUAGAUAUCCAGCCUCGAGUAACAUCAACGUUCAACAACUAGAUGCCUCAACACCUCCACUCAGCAAUAACAUCAGUGAGAGAUAUCCAGCCUCGAGUAACAUCAACGUUCAACAACUAGAUGCCUCAACACCUCCACUCAGCAAUAACAUCAGUGAGAGAUAUACAGCCUCGAGUAACAUCAACGUUCAACAACUAGAUGCCUCAACACCUCCACUCAGCAAUAACAUCAGUGAGAGAUAUCCAGCCUCGAGUAACAUCAACGUUCAACACCUAGAUGCCUCAACACCUCCACUCAGCAAUAACAUCAGUGAGAGAUAUACAGCCUCGACUAACAUCAACGUUCAACAACUAGAUGCCUCAACACCUCCACUCAGCAAUAACAUCAGUGAGAGAUAUACAGCCUCGAGUAACAUCAACGUUCAACACCUAGAUGCAUCAACACCUCCACUCAGCAAUAACAUCAGUGAGAGAUAUCCAGCCUCGAGUAACAAGCUUAACCAUGGAGGAAGACCAAGGAAAAAGUUCAGCGAAGGAAGCGUAUCUACGAGACGUAGAAUAAAAUCAAAGGCAAAGAGUUUACUGAGUGAACUGGUUGGCAAGUAUGACGAAAUAUCGAAAGGGGAAGGACGGGAAUUAUUUGAAGAUGUUUGUGAUAAAGUACCAAUUAGUAGCACAACCGACAAAAAAUUGCUCGAAGUGGUUCAUGGUAUCGCAAAGGCUUACACAAAAGAACCGCCAGGACCCGCCGGAAAGACUAGAAUUUUAAGCACCGUUGCAAACGCCUUUUCUAACAAGGAACUUCAAGCCAAAUUUAACUGCACUGACUAUGAAAUCACACAAGCUCGUAGACAAGCCACUGAAUAUGGACCUGGGGUUACACCACCAAAGAAAAAUAAAUUUGUUACGAAAUACAGAAUUCCACUUGAAGACCUUGAGUUUGUCCUCAAUUUUAUUCACCAUCCAGAUAAUGCAGUUCCAUCUUCUCACAGGAUGGCUUCAUGUGACGGUAAAAACUCAUCUUGGAUUUCAGAUCUCGUUGGUGGAGGAAAACUACCCGUUCUGUGGUUGAAAGACGGAAAGCAUCACCUUUACGACAAAUACAAGGAAGAAUGUUGUAGGCGAGGUAGCAGACCAAUAAGUAGAACUAAAUUCUUGGAGGGAUUAAAUGCAGGUAAUUUCAAAGAAAUGGUAGAAAUGGCUGGCUUAUGCAACAUCUGUGACGAGGUGGGAGCGCGAAAUUUUGAAAGUUUGGACGCGCUGCUUUCCAGCUUAGACGAGGAGAUAAAAUUGCACAAGCCAAAACCAAGUUUGAUAGCAGAAACCCCCGAAGUUGACUGUGGCC